AUGGCUUCAGUUAUUAAGUUCAGUGCCAUUUUGAUGGUAGUUGGUCUUUGCGCGGCGGAUAUUAGUGAGAAGCCAGUGACCGAAGUCUGCUUAGGGUGCAUAUGUCAAGCGAUAUCAGGAUGCAAGCAGGGCACUCUUUGUGAUGGAGAUGCCUGUGGGCUAUUCCGCAUCACCUGGGCAUAUUGGGCGGACGCUGGGAAACCAACGCUCGCUGGUAUUGCACCAGACGCACCUGAAGCGUAUUCUUCCUGCGCAAAUGAUCCACAAUGCGCUGCACUUACUGUUCAGAACUACAUGAGGCGUUUCGGACAGGACUGUAAUAACGAUGGCGUGGUGAACUGCUACGACUACAUGGCCAUUCACAAACUUGGAGGAUACGGCUGCAAGAGUGAUCUUCCGUUCCAGUACGUCAAUGUUUUCAACCAGUGCGUAGCAACUGUUGCAGCGCAUCAAGGAUAA
Messenger RNA from Leptosia nina, 459 nucleotides. The record is from the annotation of a GenBank genome assembly. NCBI's taxonomy places the organism in Eukaryota, Metazoa, Arthropoda, Insecta, Lepidoptera, Pieridae.